This is a messenger RNA of Linnemannia hyalina, 1521 nucleotides long. The record is from the annotation of a GenBank genome assembly. NCBI's taxonomy places the organism in Eukaryota, Fungi, Mortierellomycota, Mortierellomycetes, Mortierellales, Mortierellaceae.
AUGGGUAACCCACUCUCAGACUUUUCUGCUACGGAAAAGCGCAAUGUCAUGAUCUACAUGGCCGGUAUUAUGCUCUACAAGUUCGGUCUCGAGGCGUUCACUGGUUCCAUCACCUUGCUCGCCACCGACCGCUUCAAGGCAGCCAACGUAUUCUCCAACUUGGCCAUUCUUCAGGGUCUCAACCAGGCCUUUCAGUGUGUCGGCUCCAUCGCCAUCGCCCCCCUCAUCAGACGCUUCCCCACCCGCAGUGUCCUCUCCGCCUCCAUCUUCUUCUUUGGUCUCCUCUCAGCCCUCAUCAUCAUCAUUGACGUCUCGACCGGAGGCAAGGUCCCCGAGAACGGCGUCAAGCGUUACGGCCAAUGGGACUAUGUCAUCCUCUUCCCCAUCUACUCAAUCAUCGGUAUCUGCCACGGCAUGGUCGAGCUCAUCCGUCGUGUCAUUCCCCGUGAUAUCGUCGGAGGUGAUGUUAUCAAGCUGAAGAAAAUGGAUGGCCUCGUCCACGUCUUCUACGAGAUUGCCGGUACCGCUGGAGCCUUCUUCUCGACCUUCUUGGUCCUCAAGCUCGGAAACGCUAUUGCCCCUGCCAUGACUCCUUUCCUCUUUAUCCUCGCCUCCGGUGCCUGGUCCUUCAUUGGUCUCUUGGAUGCCGACCACGAGAACCGCAGACGCCUCGAGACCCUCGAGGAGCACUCGCUCCUGAGCCAAAUCGGCCAUGGUUUCGCCCACUUUGGUCAAUCGGUCGUCCUCGGUGUCAAGAUCAUCUUCUCCAGCCGCAAGUUCAUCUGGUUGAUCCCCGGUUACUCCAUCCCCCUCUUCACCCACCGUUACCUCGAGUCCCAGCUCUCGCCCGCCUUUGCAAAGUACGUCCUCCUCGAGAGUGCCUACGCCCAGAUCAUGGUCGGAGGCUCCAACUUUGGUGAGCUCCUCGGUGCCCUCUUCGUCCUCUUCUUUGCCAAGACCAUCAAGACCCCUAUCCCCUGGUUGCGUCUCGAUGCUUUCGGUCUUCUGAUCAUCUGGGUCCUCCCUUACGCCUACCCCGAGCAGGUCAAUUCCCUCACCUUCGCCUGGACCUUGGCCGCUAUCUGGAUCCCCGUCUCCUUCGGUUGGGCUGCCGGUGAUGUCUCCCUCGCUGCCUACAUCCAGUCGGCCCUCUCAAAGAUGGAGAACCCUAACGACAAGGUCUCGCCCCUCGGUGCCGUUAUGGCCUUCCUGUACUCGUUCUACAUCGUCCUCUACGCCGCCCUCGGUCCCAUCCUCGGAAAGGUUAUUGAUUACUACUACAACAACAACAACGGGGACAUCCAUCCGGCCUUGUUCCGAGUGGGUGGUAUCAUGUACUCUGUCGUCUGUGGCAUCCUCUUCCUCGCCACCUUCAUCCCUAAGGGUUCCUUUGCCCUCAACCCCAGCCUGAUCGACGAUACCCAGAUCGAGGACGAGGAGGAAGAGUAUCGCAAGCAGCAGGCCCUCCAGCACGAUGAGAUUAAGGAGAUCAAGACCCAGCAACUCGAAAUCAAGGCCUAA